AUGGCCGGGUACUUCCACUUGAACGACAGUCAAUUACAUUACGACUCCCUCUCGACAGAAUUCGUCAUGGCCCCGGUACACUUGAUCCCCCGGGACCGACUGGGCCUUGGCCAGAACUUCGACAGGGAAUGUGGGUGGACGAAAAUUGCCGAGGUUGGCAAAGAUGCCCCGCGCAUUCCGCGGAAGGCCAUCACGGAGCAACUACGUACGGCAGUCGGCAGGUACGGGGUGACCUGGAGCGCGGAGCGCAUCAUGGCGGCGCUUCAGGCGUCGAAGCCUCUUCCUGAACCCCAGGGAAGCCAAAGCCAGGAGGAGUCAGGACUAGAUGAGAUCCCUAGCUUGGAUAAUCCGGAGGAUUUGAGUUUUGUGGCAGGGUUUUGUUUUGUGGCAGGACUCUGCUUGUGCCUCCCGUGGAUCGCGGGGCUGUGGCCGUGA
Messenger RNA from Aspergillus brunneoviolaceus CBS 621.78, 435 nucleotides. RefSeq lists its product as uncharacterized. Bases 1 to 435 code for a protein of 144 amino acids. Lineage: Eukaryota; Fungi; Ascomycota; Eurotiomycetes; Eurotiales; Aspergillaceae. The transcript has a single exon. The record is from RefSeq and is a predicted model, not a curated record.